Rhizoctonia solani is the source of this 1215-nucleotide messenger RNA. RefSeq names its product polygalacturonase. Bases 1 to 1215 code for a protein of 404 amino acids. The record is from RefSeq and is a predicted model, not a curated record. Lineage: Eukaryota; Fungi; Basidiomycota; Agaricomycetes; Cantharellales; Ceratobasidiaceae. Gene Ontology annotation, biological process: carbohydrate metabolic process. The transcript is spliced from 11 exons. Gene Ontology annotation, molecular function: polygalacturonase activity.
AUGAGAUUAUGGAAGCCAUAUGAGCGUACAGUUGAGGCCCUUUACUGUCAUGGAUCGCUUACCCCCGAAGAAGAGGGGCAGUAUCUUCGCCUUCAUCAGGCAAUAGGCGACACGCCGACAUGCAUUGUGCCUUCUUAUGGCAACCUGAACAAGUCUGAUACGCCCGCUAUUCAUGCUGCGUUCAAAAAGUGCGGAAAGGGCGGUCGUAUUAUCUUCAAGGAGAAUACUACUUAUGCUUUGAACGAACUCACGAUUCUCACCCCAUGCAAGAGUUGUACGGUUGAGCUCGAAGGUACCCUUCGUCUCUCGGACAAUAUCACAUACUGGUUAAAGAAUGCGACGAAUCCUGCAAACCUUACCUCUGCUACAUACCCUAAUCUUGUCUACUAUCCCUUCCAGGAUACAUUUUCGUACCUUAUUCUUAAGGACUGGAAGAAGUCCUCGCUGGUUUCAAAGACUGGGAAGGGUCUCAUCGACGGUGCGGGCCAGCUUUGGUGGAAUGCAUUCGCCGGGCAAGAAGCUCUCGACCCCGAACCCUGCCAAUUGGUUCAACUGGGUAUUGACAGCAAAUACCUCAACUACACCAAUAUUCGUCUUUCCGCGUUGUCUACCAACAAGAAUCCACCUAAGAAUGCAGAUGGAUGGGACACUUAUCGCACCUCCCACUUUGUCCUUCGUGGCGCGCACGUGGUUUCUGGUGAUGACUGUUUCAACUCUCAUGGUGUCAGUGUUGGCAGUCUCGCGCAGUACCCAGGCGUCUUGGAUCGGGUAGAACAUGUCAAAGUUAAAUAUUACUUUUGUCGGAAAUGGGGACAGCUCCUCAAAUGGUGCCCGUAUCAAGAUCUGGGCCGGACCGUUGGCUCGGCCAUCGUCAACGAUAUUCACUAUGAGGAUCUCACGGUUGACAAUGUAACGAAUCCUCUGGUUGUUGAUUCGUGCUACUUCAGCCAGGCGUAUUGUGCUACCGGCAAGCCUGUCGCAAGCAUCACCGAUGUUACUGUGACUAACAUUCGCGGCAAUUCGACUGGGGCUGUCGUUUCGUCUAUUAUCUGUCCCGAGGGUUCGACAUGUGACAUCAAGUUCAAGAAUGUGGAUAUCAAACCGAAGAAUGGUGCUGCUCCAGUAUACAGGUGUUUUAGCGUUACCAGCGAGGAUCUGGGUGUAAACUGCACCUACCCCACGAUCGUGAAUGGAACUUUCAAGUGGCCGGCUUGA